Molecule: messenger RNA, 390 nt
Organism: Entamoeba invadens IP1
Lineage: Eukaryota; Evosea; Mastigamoebida; Endamoebidae
Product: profilin, putative
Exons: 1
Coding region: 1-390 (129 amino acids)
Cellular component (GO): cell cortex
Molecular function (GO): actin monomer binding
Source: RefSeq, a predicted model, not a curated record
AUGUCGUGGGACGGUUACACAGCUUCAAUGAUUGGUGCAGGCAAAGGCCAUGGUGGAAUCAUUCUUGCUACUAAUGGAGCAAUCAUGUCACAAGUUGGCUUGACAAUCCAACAAGCAGAAGCAACGACUAUUGCAAAUGCGAUCAUGUCUGGAAAUAUCGCAGACUUCCAAUCAAAGGGACUUCACAUUGGUGGUGUCAAAUACACAGUUACAAGAGCUGACAAAGAUGAGGGAACUGUCUUUGGAAAGGCUGGUGCUGCUGGUGUUUCUAUUUACAAGGGAAUCAAAGUCAUUUUGAUUGGAUACUUCAAAGACGCAUCUGUAUCUGCUGGACAGAACUCAGACGCAGUCUACAAACUCAAAGAUUACAUGGGACAAUCCGGCUAUUAA